This is a messenger RNA of Panicum virgatum (switchgrass), 435 nucleotides long. Its product is annotated as glutamic acid-rich protein-like. The record is from RefSeq and is a predicted model, not a curated record. The coding region runs from base 4 to 405 and encodes 133 amino acids. The transcript is spliced from 2 exons. Lineage: Eukaryota; Viridiplantae; Streptophyta; Magnoliopsida; Poales; Poaceae.
GUCAUGAAGAACAUCACUAUUGGGCAAGUCAAGCCAAAGGAGGAGGUAGAAGAGCAACAAGCCUCAUCCAAUCAAGUUGAAGUCACUUCCAAGGAUGACUCAAAGGAUGAAGACAAGUCUACAUCAUCACAUCACCAUGAUGAGUCAUCCGAUGAAGAAGAUGAUGCCUCACCUCCUUUCCAUGAUGCCCAAGAUGAACAAGUGGUUGAAGAACAACUUCCAUUUGAUGACACGCACAUCACAAGUGAACAAGCCCAAGCCCAAGAUCAAGAUGACGAAUCACUAGAAGAAUCAACGUCUCAAGCACAAGAGAGGCUUACAAGAACUUCAAGAAAUCAUCCCAUUGACUUGGUCAUGGGUAACCCCUCUAGUGGAAUGAAGCUCUUGAGGACCCGGAUUGGGUGAUAGCCAUGUAAGAAUAACUCAACAACUUCA